Messenger RNA from Otolemur garnettii (small-eared galago), 990 nucleotides. RefSeq names its product MAS related GPR family member X2 (gene MRGPRX2). The transcript has a single exon. The record is from RefSeq and is a predicted model, not a curated record. Gene Ontology annotation, cellular component: membrane. Lineage: Eukaryota; Metazoa; Chordata; Mammalia; Primates; Galagidae. The coding region runs from base 22 to 990 and encodes 322 amino acids. Gene Ontology annotation, molecular function: G protein-coupled receptor activity. Gene Ontology annotation, biological process: G protein-coupled receptor signaling pathway.
AUUGACAGAGGGUUUCUGAGCAUGAACUCAACCAUUCCUCCACUGACCGAAAUCACAACAAUGAAUGGAAAUGAACAGGACCCUCCUCCUUCAAAUUGUGGCAAAGAUCCUCUGAUGCUGACCUUGCUAAUCCUCGCCAUUGCCCUGGUCGGGGUGGCAGGAAACGCGGUUGUGCUCUGGCUCCUGGGCUUCCGCAUGCGCAGAAACACCUUCUCUGUCUACAUUCUCAACUUGGCAGCCGCUGACUUUCUCUUUCUCAGCUUCCUAAUUGUAGAAUGCCUGGAGAUACUCAUUGGCAUCUUGUAUAGCAUAUCAGUUAUCACCACUGUGUUGACUUUUGCCUACCUUGCAGGUCUGAGCAUACUGAGCGCCAUUAGCACUGAGCGCUGCCUGUCGGUCCUGCGGCCCAUCUGGUACCGCUGUCGCCGCCCCAGACACCUAUCUGCGAUCAUGUGUGCCCUGCUCUGGGCUCUGUCCCUGCUCCUGAGCAUCCUAGAAGGGAAGUACUGUGGCUUCCUGUUUAGGUGGGGUGACUAUGAUUGGUGUCGCAUGUUUGAUUUCAUCACUGCAGCGUGGCUGAUUGUUUUAUUUGUGGUUCUCUCUGGGUCCAGCCUGGCCCUGAUGGUGCGGAUCCUCUGCAGCUCCCACCGGAUGCCGCUGACCAGGCUGUAUGUGACUAUUGUGUUCACAGUGCUGGCCUUCCUCAUCUGUGGCCUGCCCUAUGGCAUCUACUGGUUCCUCUUAGUCUGGAAGGUUAGUGUGUUCCCUUGUUACUUUCAUUCGGUUUUAGUUGUCCUGUCCUGUGUUAACAGCAGCACGAACCCCAUCAUUUACUUCUUCGUGGGCUCCUCCAGGCAGCGGUGGUGGCGUAGGCAGAGGACCCUCAAGCUGGUUCUCCAGCAGGCUCUUCAGGACACCCCCGAGGUGGAUGAUAGUGAAGGAAGCUUUCCUCAGAGAUCCCUCGAGAUGUCUGGCAGCAGUCUGGUGUAG